CUCACCCUCGGACACAGCGGAUCACCGAUCCACGGAAAGAGCCGAAGAUGUCGGCUCAGUCAUGUGAUCAGCUGUGUCCAAUCACAGCUGAUCACUGAUCAUCAGGGCACUGAUGAUCAGUGUGCCCUGAUGAUCAGUGUGGCCCCAGAAGUGCCACCUGUCAGUGUCCAUCAGUGCCAGCUGUCAGUGCUGAAUAGUGCCACCUGCCAGUGCCCAUCAGUGCCACAUCAAUGCCACAUAUCAGUGCCUACCAGUGCACAUCCGUGCCCAUCUGAGCUGCCUUUCAGUGUCACCCAUCAGUGCCAGUCAGUGCCACCUAUCAAUGCCAAUCAGUGCCACCUAUUAGUGCUGCCAAUCAGUGCCACCUAUCAGUGCCAGUCAGUG
This is a messenger RNA of Staurois parvus, 384 nucleotides long. Lineage: Eukaryota; Metazoa; Chordata; Amphibia; Anura; Ranidae. The record is from the annotation of a GenBank genome assembly.